UUUGGUACGUUCAAACCACAGGGGGCGCCAGGGUCUGUUUCGACCAUAUUAUUACAUGAAAAUACGGUGUGUGGAAAAGUGAGUGAAAAUGGCAGGAAUCGCGAAAAAUAUCCGCGCUUUGACGAGGCAGGCUGUGGUGCUGCGAUCCUUCGCCCUGAGGCCCGCAACAGUCGCCGUUCACAAAUGCUUAAAAUCAUCAAAUAGCCUCGUUGCCAGUAACCAAUUCCUCAUUAGCAAUCAGAGACUCGUGUCACCAGUAGAGCGGUGUUACAGCUCCAAGCCUCCGCUAUCACUGAAAUUAAUCACUGACCGGGUGCUCUUGGUCCUUAAGCUUUAUGACAAAGUCAAUCCUGAAAAGCUCACACUGGAGAGUCACUUCAUCAAUGACCUGGGCUUGGAUUCCUUGGAUCAUGUUGAGGUCAUAAUGGCCAUGGAGGAUGAGUUUGGUUUUGAAAUCCCAGAUAUGGAUGCUGAGAAGCUGCUAAAGCCUAAAGACAUAGUCAGAUACGUCGCUGAUAAGGAAGAUAUUUAUGAAUGAAGUCACCUUUGAAAUUUGUAGCUUUAGCAAACAUUGAUUAUUAAUAAGAGUACAUGUAUAAAAAAAAAAAAAUAUAAAAACAAAACACGAUGAUACAUAUUGUAAUUAAUAGUUAAAUAAAGUGUAUUCGCUCUGUAUUAUUCCCGGUUUUUAUUAAACAAUAAAAAGCUA
Messenger RNA from Nicrophorus vespilloides, 709 nucleotides. It is a transcript of the gene ND-ACP, whose product is annotated as acyl carrier protein, mitochondrial. The record is from RefSeq and is a predicted model, not a curated record. Gene Ontology annotation, cellular component: mitochondrion. The transcript has 3 exons. Gene Ontology annotation, molecular function: acyl binding; acyl carrier activity. Lineage: Eukaryota; Metazoa; Arthropoda; Insecta; Coleoptera; Silphidae. Gene Ontology annotation, biological process: fatty acid biosynthetic process. Bases 89 to 538 code for a protein of 149 amino acids.